UGUACUGUGUGGUUAUCGUGAUGUGAGAUAAUUACACUUUCAGUACAUGUGCGAACGCUGCGAAAAACCAGCUGCCGCGUACAACCUUAUACGGUUUAUACAAUUCCAUUUGUAUCGGAACAGAAUCGUAUUAUUUCCACAUAGACGCGUGCUAACAUGGUUAACGGAAGUUGCCUUUUCUUUGUCCUGGCAUUGGCAUUUGUUUGCUGUGCUUACCACACGGACGCUCAAAUUUACAAUUUAUACAGAAAUCUGGAAGAACUGUGCAACGGAAAUCUGACGGUGGACUGUCCUGACUCCUUUAACGGCCGAGCCGGUACCUUCCGCUUUUACCUGAUCACGAGGCUCUCUCCGGGGCUGUGCUCCGUGAACGUGACAUUGGCUGAAAACUGCGGUAGAACUCUGGAAUAUUACGCAUUCUAUUUCAAUUUCCGUAAAUUCUUCCUUCCAACCAAUGACCGCGUCAGGCUCUAUCAAAUUACCCGCUAUGGAACGGUGAAUAUUCUCAAAGAAUUACGCGGUAGCGUAUCGGGAUACUCGGAUCCGGCAUCCGUGGCCCAAGCGAUGACAUCAUACGGCAAACAGCCAGCGUUUACCUUCGAGUACUUCCGCAGUGCAUCACCGGCCAGUGGAUCCCAUGAAGCGUUUAUCGAUUUUGUAGUUGUGGAAGAUACCUACCACGCCAUGAAUAGCCGCUGCGCAGCCUUAUCGGGUUACGUGAAUGAUCAUUUCAUCUGCGAUACGGACGGAGACACUAAUCGUGUCAACUGUCCAUCCAGCUUUUCGCCCAGUACUACGGGAUACAAUCCGGCGUAUUCGCGGCAGUGCGGGAACCGGCCAACGACGUCUUAUUAUACAACCACGCCCUACUACUGGAAUACACAGGGCAACUAUGACUAUGAUUAUGGCUUGAGCUCCGGAGCCAUUACGGGAAUCGUGAUGGGAAGUGUCUUCUUUGUCGUCUUCCUCAUUGCCGUUAUUUCCGCCGCUUGUUCGGCCAGCAAAAAGACAUCUCCCAGCCGUCCUAUCGUGCUAACAACGACAAGCGGCACCGCGCUCACCAGUCGGCCCGUUGUUGUCGGUGCUCCUGUUCCGGCUGCCGGGCCGACUCCACCUUUUAUGAGUGCGCCACCUUCAUACGAAGAAGUCACUGCAUCGCCGGCACACGUCAGCGUUCCUAUGCCCCAGCCACCUGUUCCCAAAUUCUAAUUAUUGUGAUUGCGCAUCAGCUUGCAAACUGAACUAUCUGUGAUAUAGCUUAUUAUACAGCUGUUUAAGAUUACAAAACUUUAUAGCGCGCGGUUUUUCGAUGUGCAAAAUCUGUGCGCUUUUUUUGUGUGCAUGGGAUCCGCUGAGCGUCUGCAAGUUUUCCGCCAGCUGUUCCGACCUGUUCCCUCUCGAAAGUUUCGUAGUAGCUAAAAAACCGUGGCAAUUUGUAGAGCGACUCCUCAUUGACUUCUGCGGGAGUAGUUCUGGACGUGAAAUUAGCAUAUUGUGCGGAGGCAGGACUUUUUCAUGUAUCAUUUUUCCAUUCGGCCAUUUUUUCAUUCUAUAAAAAGCCGGCUCCAUGGAAGCGGAAAUGCGUCUGCUUUAAAGCAAUGAAUGCGCGAACCAUUUGUUUAAUUGGCGACGGCUGGUGUGGCGACGAGCAUGACGGGAUGUAUGAAUCUGAUGACGGCACGAUUCUGCAGUAUGCCGUCAAAUUGCCGGAUGGCCGGGCUCGAAUGCGCAUGCGUAGGUGAUUAAUGGUGGUGUGACUGAUGCUGUCAUUGCCAUCCAGCUUUGAUCAAUUGUCGCAGGAAGUGGCCCAAGUGGCCUUUGCCGAAUGAAUCGGUGGAUGAUUCAAAGAGCAAAAUUUACUAAGUAUUAAGUAAGGUGCAAGAUUAGUGUUCCGAGUUUAAUAUGAAGGGUUUUACUAACCAAGUCAUUCUUUUCUGUAACACGUCUGUUGGAUAUGCUGCUAGAAGCCUACAAAAUCCGCACAGC
Messenger RNA from Paramacrobiotus metropolitanus, 1986 nucleotides. RefSeq lists its product as uncharacterized. The transcript has 5 exons. The record is from RefSeq and is a predicted model, not a curated record. The coding region runs from base 157 to 1209 and encodes 350 amino acids. NCBI's taxonomy places the organism in Eukaryota, Metazoa, Tardigrada, Eutardigrada, Parachela, Macrobiotidae.